Entelurus aequoreus (snake pipefish) is the source of this 2438-nucleotide messenger RNA. It is a transcript of the gene cabp1b, whose product is annotated as calcium binding protein 1b. The coding region runs from base 1771 to 2295 and encodes 174 amino acids. The transcript is spliced from 8 exons. NCBI's taxonomy places the organism in Eukaryota, Metazoa, Chordata, Actinopteri, Syngnathiformes, Syngnathidae. Gene Ontology annotation, molecular function: calcium ion binding. The record is from RefSeq and is a predicted model, not a curated record.
ACACUAAUCAAAGAUCCUCAGUAUUCAAGAGUGCUCUGCUGUUUUAACGGUCUUAGUACAAAAAACGAAUCAAAGAUCCUCUAUAGACAAGAGUGAUCUGCUGUUUUAAAGGUCUUAGUACAAAAAAAAAACACUAAUCAAAAAUCCUCAGUAGACAAGAGUGCUCUGCUGUUUUAAAGGUCUUGGUACAAAAAAGAAACUCUAAUCAAAGAUCCUCAAUAUGACAGGCGUACUUUUCUGUUUUAAGGCCUUAGUACAAAAAAACGAAUCAAAGAUUCUCUAUAGACAAGAGUGCUCUGCUGUUUUAAAGGUCUCAGUACAAAAAAUAACACUAAUCAAAGAUCCUCAGUAGACGAGAGUGCUCUGCUGUUUUAAAGGUCUUAGUAAAAAAAAAAAUAAUCAAAGAUCCUCAAUAUGACAGGCGUACAGUUCUGUUUUAAGGCCUUAGUACAAAAAACAAAUCAAAGAUCCUCUAUAGACAAGAGUGCUCUGCUGUUUUAAAGGUCCUGGUACAAAAAAGAACACUAAUCAAAGAUCCUCAGUAGACAAGAGUGCUCUGCUGUUUUAAAGGUAUUAGUACAAAAUAAUUAAUCAAAGAUCCUCAGUAGACAAGAGUGCUCUGCUGUUUUAAAGGUAUUAGUACAAAAUAAUUAAUCAAAGAUCCUCAGUAGACAAGAGUGCUCUGCUGUUUUAAAGGUAUUAGUACAAAAUAAUUAAUCAAAGAUCCUCAGCAGACAAGAGUGCUCUGUUGUUUUAAAGGUAUUAGUACAAAAUAAUUAAUCAAAGAUCCUCAGUAGACAAGAGUGCUCUGCUGUUUUAAAGGUCUUAGUACAAAAAAGAACACUAAUCAAAGAUCCUCAGCAGACAAGAGUGCUCUGCUGUUUUAAAGGUAUUAGUACAAAAUAAUUAAUCAAAGAUCCUCAGUAGACAAGAGUGCUCUGCUGUUUUAAAGGUCUUAGUACAAAAAAGAACACUAAUCAAAGAUCCUCAGCAGACAAGAGUGCUCUGCUGUUUUAAAGGUUUUAGUGCAAAAAGAACACUAAUCAAAGAUCCUCAGUAGACAAGAGUGCUCUGCUGUUUUAAAGGUAUUAGUACAAAAUAAUUAAUCAAAGAUCCUCAGUAGACAAGAGUGCUCUGCUGUUUUAAAGGUCUUAGUACAAAAAAGAACACUAAUCAAAGAUCCUCAUCAGACAAGAGUGCUCUGCUGUUUUAAAGGUUUUAGUACAAAAAAGAACACUAAUCAAAGAUCCUCAGUAGACAAGAGUGCUUUGCUGUUUUAAAGGUCUAGUAAAACAUUUUUAAAAAAACACUAAUCAAAGAUCCUCAAUAUGACAGGCAUACGUUUCUGUUUUAAGUCCUUAGUACAAAAAACAAAACAAAUCAAAGAUCCUCUAUGGACAAGAGUGCUCUGUUGUUUUAAAGGUCUUAGUACAAAACACACUAACAAAGAUCCUCAAUACGACGGGGGCACUCUUGUGUUUUAAAGUCUUAGUACAAAAAAACAAAUCAAAGAUCCUCUUUAUGACAGGAGUGCUCCCUCCUCCCGGUCCUUUCUUAUCCGUAUGAACCUGAUGGUUGCUGGUGAACUCUGCCUAGCAACAAGUGAUUUAAAACUGAGACCAUGUGAUCAACUUGUGCACGGAGCGUCGCCAUUGGUUGAGAAGAAAGGACCAGAAGAAGAACUACAAAGCGGUGCAGUCCUGUGAGGAGGGGGGCUCAGGGGGGGGCUAUCUGGAGCCGCUAGUGGCCCUGGCCCAGAGCGGCGCCAACAUGCACAACGUGCUGGGCCCCGCCUGCAUCUUCCUACGCAAGGGCUUCGCUGAGAGCCGGCAGGCUGACCGAGAGCUGAGGCCGGAAGAAAUGGACGAGCUCCGUGAGGCGUUCAAGGAGUUCGACAAAGACAAAGACGGCUUCAUCGGCUGCAAAGACUUGGGGAACUGCAUGAGGACCAUGGGCUACAUGCCCACAGAGAUGGAGCUGAUAGAACUCAGUCAGCAGAUCAACAUGAACCUGGGCGGACAUGUCGACUUUGAGGACUUUGUGGAGCUCAUGGGGCCCAAACUGCUGGCCGAGACGGCGGACAUGAUCGGCGUGAAGGAGCUGCGUGAUGCCUUCAAGGAGUUCGACACAAACGGCGACGGUCAGAUCAGCACCGCAGAACUCCGAGAGGCCAUGAAGAAGCUUUUAGGACAACAGGUGGGUCACAGAGACCUGGAGGACAUUCUGCGAGACAUCGACCUCAACGGAGAUGGACACGUGGAUUUUGAAGAGUUUGUUCGGAUGAUGUCUCGGUGAUCCCAGACCUUCCAGAACAGACCAAGUCUGCCCUGAAGUUGCACUGCUGGAACAACAACGUCAACAACGUUGAUUUUCUUUCCCUUUGGACUAUAAACUUUGUUUUUAUCAAGAAUAUUUGUUCUUUUUUUUUUUUUCUUUUU